Medicago truncatula (barrel medic) is the source of this 2211-nucleotide messenger RNA. Its product is annotated as ATP-dependent DNA helicase Q-like 1. NCBI's taxonomy places the organism in Eukaryota, Viridiplantae, Streptophyta, Magnoliopsida, Fabales, Fabaceae. Bases 99 to 1916 code for a protein of 605 amino acids. Gene Ontology annotation, cellular component: nucleus; chromosome; cytoplasm. Gene Ontology annotation, molecular function: ATP binding; nucleic acid binding; four-way junction helicase activity. Gene Ontology annotation, biological process: double-strand break repair via homologous recombination. The transcript is spliced from 10 exons. The record is from RefSeq and is a predicted model, not a curated record.
UAGCAAACUACUGCUGCCCAAACUUAACGGUUCAACGAGAGAAUAGAAAGCGCAAAAUUGAAAAUUGAAUUGGAAGAAAAAAAUCAAGUUGCGCGGGAAUGGAAAUGGGAAGCAGUAGCAGGAAGAAGAAGAAGCAACAACAACACGAUUUGGAAUUAGAAAAAGUUCGAUUAAUCAGUUUAGCUCUCGAACUCGGCUUCGACGAACUCGCCGCAAACCAAUGUUUCGAUCGUCUCGUCUCUCUCUACGGUGACGAUGGUCGUGACUUUAUCACUGUUGAACACUGCGGCGAUGAUUUUCUUGCGGCAUUGGGGGAGUCGGUGCAAAAUACGGAGGAAUGGGAUGAUUUACACGAAAUGGAAUCACAAGCUGUUGGAACUUUGAAUCACGUGCUUGACACGCGUGGUGAUGGUUCUAAAUGCUUCAUUGAUAUUAUUGACGAUUCGCCGAAGAAACAAGGGAAUAAGUUUGUGGAGUUGGGUUCAAGCGACGAUGAGGAGGAUACCAACUUUGAUGUUUCAAGGGUUCAACAUCCUACAAACUUAGUGAAUGGUAGAAAGGGCAUCACUCAGGGCUCCGUUUCAUCAACUUCCAGAAAAAUAAAAUCAUCUGCUGCAAAAGACAGAAAUAGUACUCUCAGUUACGAAGAAUUGAAGACGCUAGAUGAUAUUGAAUUGGCAAAUGUUGUUAUCUUUGGUAACAAGUCACUUCGACCACUGCAGCAUCAAGCAUGUAAAGCAGCUUUGGCAAAACAAGAUAGUUUUAUUCUUAUGCCUACUGGUGGUGGUAAAUCUCUUUGCUAUCAGCUUCCAGCAACCCUUCAACCCGGAGUUACAGUAGUUGUAUCUCCCUUACUUUCACUCAUUCAGGAUCAGAUAAUAACACUUAACCUCAAGUUUGGAAUACCUGCUACUUUUUUAAAUUCUCAACAAAAUGCUUCCCAAGCCGCAGCUGUUCUCCAAGAGCUAAGAAAAGACAAGCCUUCGUGCAAGCUUUUGUAUGUGACACCUGAGAGAAUUGCCGGAAACCAAUCAUUUGUUGGAAUUUUAAAAUGCAUGCAUCAGAAGGGACAACUUGCAGGUUUUGUUGUUGAUGAGGCACACUGUGUUAGCCAAUGGGGACACGAUUUCCGGCCUGAUUAUCGGGGAUUAGGAUCUCUUAAGCAAAAUUUUCCACGUGUUCCUGUCAUGGCAUUGACUGCCACUGCAACUCACCCAGUUCGUGAGGACAUCUUAAAUGCUCUGAGAAUUCCACAUGCAAUUGUUCUCGAAAGAAGCUUUGACAGACCAAAUUUGAAGUAUGAAGUGAUUGUUAAGACAAAGGAACCACUAAAGCAGCUUGGACAGCUACUAAUGGAUCGUUUCAAGAGUCAGUGUGGCAUUGUAUACUGCCUUUCAAAAAGUGAAUGUGUCGACGUAUCAAAAUUUUUGAAUGAGAAAUGUAAAAUUAAGGCAGCGUAUUAUCAUGCUGGCUUGGCUGCCCGCCAGAGAGUUGCUGUUCAAAAGAAAUGGCACGAUGGAGAGGUUCAUAUUGUAUGUGCAACUAUUGCUUUUGGGAUGGGGAUAGACAAAGCUGAUGUUCGAUUUGUCAUCCACAAUACAAUGUCAAAAUCAAUUGAAAGCUAUUAUCAAGAAUCAGGAAGGGCUGGAAGAGACAAUCUUCCUGCAGUUUGCAUUGCCCUAUACCAGAAGAAGGAUUUUAGUAGAGUUGUAUGCAUGAUAAGAAACGGCCAAGGAUAUAAAAAGGAGAGUUUUAAGACAGCAAUGGCUCAAGCCAAAAAGAUGCAACAGUACUGUGAAUUAAAGGAUGAAUGCCGGAGGCAAACAUUACUUGAACACUUUGGAGAAUCUUUCGAUAGAAAGAACUGCAAAUAUGGCUCUAGCCCUUGUGAUAACUGUCUCAAGACUGCAUCAUGAAUCACUGCAGUUUCAAGUCUGAUGUGCUCUAACACAUUCAACAAGUGCUUGCUUUGGCGUUUACAAGUAAUUAAAGACGCACAUCCAAUGCGAAGCACCGAUUAGUAGCUUCAAUCAUAUCGUGCGGUGACAGAAUUCCUGAAAAGUUUUAUGGUGUACCUGUUGAAAAGUUAGAAUAGCUCUCUAGAUUAUACAUUAUUUUUCAGGGCGAGUUUUUGUAUGGGGCAAUUGUCCAUCUUAGAUCAAUUUUGUUUUAUUUGGUAUUAGUUGUACACCUUGCAUUUUUAUAUUUUAA